Molecule: messenger RNA, 1704 nt
Organism: Naegleria lovaniensis
Lineage: Eukaryota; Heterolobosea; Eutetramitea; Acrasida; Naegleriidae
Exons: 3
Coding region: 1-1704 (567 amino acids)
Biological process (GO): mRNA pseudouridine synthesis; tRNA pseudouridine synthesis
Cellular component (GO): nucleus
Molecular function (GO): RNA binding; pseudouridine synthase activity
Source: RefSeq, a predicted model, not a curated record
AUGACGCAAGUGUUCAACAAGGUCAUCAUGAAACAACAACAGAUGACCAACUUCGGAAACAAUGAACGACUGAAAAGGCUCUUGAUGUGUGUUGGAUAUAGCGGAAAUGGAGUGAGUGGAUCUCAAUUUCAAAGAAAUGUUUCAGUGGAGAAGACUAUUGAAGGAAAAUUGCUUAAACACAUGCAUCAAGUCGGAAUGUUAGGUGUCAAACAGCUUACUAGACAACAAGAAAAUGAUUAUGGAAAAAAACAAGAAUUUUACACAAAGCUCCAUACUAACAUGGAUUGGAACGCAUCGAGUAGAACCGAUAAAGGAGUGCAUGCCGUUGCAAAUUUCUUUUCUUGCAACAUUCCACCUACUGCCCCAAAUAUAAAAGCAAAACUUUCUGAAUGGAGGAGCGAGCUCAAUAAUUCAUUUGCAUCGGAUGAUAUUCUACAAGUAUUUCACAUGGAUGUUUUAGAGGACAACGAAGAAUUUAAUUGUAGACAAUUUGGAAUGUGGAGAACAUACGAAUACUUUAUUCCUCAAUUUUGUCUAAAGGCCAUGUAUGAAGUUUGUCGAAGCAUUCCAAAUACAAAUCAAUCAAAUUCACAAAAGAAGGGUCGAGCACAGUUACCUGAAAUUAACUUGGAACAGAUUUGCACAAGAUUCAAUAGUGUUUUUUCAAAAAUGGAAGGAUUCAGAAAUUUUCAAAAUUUCACAAGCGCAUCGUCUGCGCAGUCCAAUCAUUCAAACAAAGUGGAAGAUGAAGAAGACCAAGACGAUGAAUUAUUUCAAGAUUUAACACUUUCCGACUCUGUUGGAAGACAGUUUUACAGAACAGUUUUGCAAUGUCAAGCUAAAUCUCAUACUCUUCCAAUACCACAUUUCAAGCUGUACUCGUCUUCAACCACACCUCUAUCUACAGCUGAGACGCUACGAGGAAUUUCUAUUAAGGUCACAGCUAGCGGAUUCUUAUACCACCAAAUUCGAAAAAUGAUUGGUCUUGCAAUUUCACACUGGCUCUAUCCGAAAGAAAUUGACGAAGAGUUUAUUGACAUUUCACUAUUUUCACAAGAAAGAAUGUUCAUCCCAACAGCACCAGGAGAUUCACUCAUUUUAGUCCACACGGCAUUGAAAGAUCCUUCUCUGGAGAAAUUUGUGUACAACAAUUCAGGGAAUAUGCGCCCAGAAACACACUCGCUUUAUCCUCAAAUCAUGCUAGAAACUUCGGCUUCAUUCAAACAUGUUCAGAAUUAUUUAUCAACGAGAUCUAAUAGUGGCGAUAAAAAACAAGACGAGAAAAAACCAGUUCAGAGAUCGUCAUGGAUUCAACUAGCUCACGAGCUUAAAUUUUACCUUAACGAUUUGGUCAACCAAAAAGAAAAUGUUAAAAAGAGAGCAAAAAAACAAAUUGAAGCACAACGAAAGAGAGAAGAAUGGAAGAAGAGGGACGAGCAGGAGCAACGAGCUGCUAAAAUUUCCUCCAUUUCAGAAAAAGCAAAACAAGGUCUUGAGCAUGACGUGGAUUUUUUACCGAUUGGCUACCGAUUACAUUUCUAUGUGAAAUUCAAAUGCUUGCCUAAUGAAGAACGAACAAUCUCUGCCCUGAACACCUUACAAGAAAUGAUUCGACUUGGCACCAUUCCGCCCAAAGAAAAUAAUUUCGAAAUACUUGACCAAAUAGUUUUGAGCAAGUUCAAGCAUUCUUUUCCUGCACUCUAG